AGCGUUAGCAUGGCACGCAAGGAUGAUCCCGUAUUCAAUGUGAAAUUCGUGCAGCUGGUGGAAAACCAGGCAUGCCUAUGGAACUAUACACAUCCGGGCUAUAGCAAAAAGGAGGAGGUGCAGAAGGCCUGGCAACAUGUGGCCAAUGAAAUCAAGGAUACAGUGCGUAACUCCCGGGAACGUUGGCGUACCAUACGCAGCAGCUUCCUGCGAUCCUUGAAGGCGGCGCGCACGACAACGGGUCGCGGCAAACGCAAAUAUUAUUUAUCCAAAUAUUUGCAAUUUCUGAUACCCUAUACAAAAUCGCGCGCCUGUCACAAACAGUUGCUGCCCGCCCCAAUCCAAGCCAAUGCGAACGCCAGCACAAAUGCCACGCCCCAAACCAAUGCGAGCACCAACCAUGCUGGCGGCAUGGUCUUGCGCAAGCCGAGCACCUCAACAACGGCGGCAACAUUUCUGGCGGCCGCUGCGCUCAGUACGCAGCCAAUGACGCGCAUUGGACACAUGCGUCUGCUCGAGCAUCAUCAUCAACAUCAUCAUCAUCAUCAUCAUCAGGAGCAGCAUAACGAAGGCGAGGACAACACCAAAGACAGCAUUGACAGCCAGCCGGCGCAUGUGCAGCUCUCCGAAGAGGAGCUGGACCAGGAGGAGCAGGAGGAUGAGCCGGAACAGGAGACAGAUGCCAGCCAGCUGGCGCAGACGCCGCUCCGUCUGCAGGCCAUCAAAGUGGAGCAACAGCAGCAGCAACAAAGUGCUGACAAAAUUGUUGCGGCAGCUGCGCAGCAUUCGCUGGUGACGCUGCCCGUGACGAUGGCUGCGGCGCUGCGCAACAACAUGGACUGGACGGUGGCCGAGUGGCUCAAAGGCAGCCACAGCCAGUUGCAGUUGCAGCAUCUGCACAGCAACAGCAACAACAACAACAGCAACAACAUGUUGACGCAUCUGGGACACGCGGCAACAACGCCGCCAGCUGCAAGCACACCUGCACCAACUGCACCACCUGCCACAGCAGCAGCAGCAGCAGCGACGCCGGCAGCAGCGCAACCGGAUGCGGAUUAUUCGUUUUUGAUCAGCCUGCAUCCGUAUCUGAAGGAGAUGAGCGGCAAGCAGAAUCGUCGAUUUCGUCAAAAAGUUGUCGGACUCAUUGACAAUGUUCUGGACAAUGUGGAUGUUUAGGCGCAGGCCAAGCACAGCACAGCAACAAAAAACAUAAACAAAUAGAAAAAACAACCGACAGUGCCCAUUUGUUAUAUUGAUAUAGCAACUAAAUGUUUAAUUUAGGCGUUUAACGCAAUUAUUGCAUUGUUUUUUGUUAAAGUUACACACACACACACACACACACACACGCACAUUUGUUACAUGUAAAAAGCA
Messenger RNA from Drosophila virilis, 1371 nucleotides. RefSeq lists its product as uncharacterized. Gene Ontology annotation, molecular function: DNA binding. NCBI's taxonomy places the organism in Eukaryota, Metazoa, Arthropoda, Insecta, Diptera, Drosophilidae. Gene Ontology annotation, cellular component: transcription regulator complex; nucleus. The record is from RefSeq and is a predicted model, not a curated record. Gene Ontology annotation, biological process: regulation of transcription by RNA polymerase II.